Molecule: messenger RNA, 1023 nt
Organism: Scleropages formosus (Asian bonytongue)
Lineage: Eukaryota; Metazoa; Chordata; Actinopteri; Osteoglossiformes; Osteoglossidae
Product: gap junction gamma-2 protein-like
Exons: 1
Coding region: 1-1023 (340 amino acids)
Biological process (GO): cell-cell signaling
Cellular component (GO): connexin complex
Molecular function (GO): gap junction channel activity
Source: RefSeq, a predicted model, not a curated record
AUGGGCGACUGGUCCAUCCUUGGCCGUUUCCUGACGGAGGUGCAGAACCACUCGACGGUGAUCGGCAAGAUCUGGCUCACCGUGCUGCUCGUGUUCCGCAUCCUGCUGGUGGCGCUGGUGGGCGACGCCGUCUACAGCGACGAGCAGUCCAAGUUCACGUGCAACACUCUGCAGCCGGGCUGCGGAAACGUCUGCUACGAUGCCUUUGCACCCGUCUCGCACCUGCGCUUCUGGGUCUUCCAGAUCGUGCUGGUCUCCACGCCGUCCAUCUUCUACGUCGUUUACGUGCUGCACAAGAUUGCCGGCGACGAGAGGCGGGACGUGGAAGCGGCGCGGGCUCGGGCGCCGGCGGAGUCGCCGCGCAGUGUUGUGGAGGGCCCGGAGAGCGGCGCGUCCGCCCUCGGGCCCCACGGCGAGGACGACUGGGCUGCUCAGGAUGAGGAAAGCGUUGAGCAGUGUCUGCUGGAGCACGAUGCCCAGGACGUGACCAAGGAGCCAGGGGAGCUGUCCAGCAAGGUGCUGCUGAUCUAUAUCGCGCACGUGGCGCUGCGCUCCCUCAUGGAGGUUUUCUUCCUGGCGGGGCAGUACUACCUGUUCGGCUUCCGCGUGCCCUACCUGUUCCGAUGCGAGGUGGCACCGUGCCCGACGCGCACCGACUGCUUUGUGUCGCGCGCCACCGAGAAGACCGUCUUCCUCAACUUCAUGUUCGCCAUCGGCCUCGGCUGCGUCGCGCUCAACGUGGCCGAGCUGCACUACCUGGGCUGGCUGUGCGUGCUGCGCACGCUCUGGGGCGCCUGCUCGGCCUGCUGUGUCCCUCGGAGGGGCUCCCCGGGCGGAGCCGACCGCCGCCCCCUCCUGCUGCGGCUGGAGCACUCGAUGCGGAGCAGGGUGGUCCUCCACGCCCGGGCACCAGCUCUCUCUUUCCAGACUGACUCCACCGUGGAGUGCAUGUCGAAUCGGGGCCCCGAGAGUAGCGCACGUGGCACCUCCCAGCUGCCCAGGGGCAGGAAGUCCUGGCUUUGA